Molecule: messenger RNA, 2355 nt
Organism: Recurvomyces mirabilis
Lineage: Eukaryota; Fungi; Ascomycota; Dothideomycetes; Mycosphaerellales; Teratosphaeriaceae
Exons: 3
Coding region: 1-2355 (784 amino acids)
Source: RefSeq, a predicted model, not a curated record
AUGCCUUCAAGGCUAUCCAAGUUGUUUCGGUCCGAGAAGUUGGACAAGGAGAAAGAAGCAGAGGCUGAUGCAGAACGUAGUCGCUCUAGCGGCGACGUUGCUCCUCCAGCCUACGCGCCACCCGAAUACGACCAGGACAAUGUCCUCGACCCACCAGACAUGACAGCCGGCUUUGCCAAUCUGAAGCUCAGCUCGAAGAACAAAGAUGGCGUACCCACGAUCGACGAGUGUGCUGCGCACCUGAAGCUCCUCGAGUGCUUCUACCGCCUCAAGCAGUCCAUCGGCUCACGAGAUGGGAUCUAUGGAAUCUCGGACAGUGUUGUGACCCAACACAUUGCCAGCGGCGACAAGGCGAAUGAGCUACUAGCCAAGCUUGCUGAGAAGCGCUGGGCUAUCUACCUACAUCAAGCCGUCGACCGUUUCGAUGCAUGGCUACACGCUCUCAUGCCCGAUGCUAAGCCCAUUACCUAUACCGAGUAUCAGACGACGGCUGAGAACGGAUCACUGUGCCAUCCCAGCCCUGCCAACCCACCUUUCGUGCUCGAACAGGAGCACUUACCGCCAGUCGAUGUGCUCAUGGUCUGGCAUUCGUAUAUGCUCAACCCUAGAGCUUACCUGGAAGACUGUCUGCGACUCGGACGUAUGCGACUAUGGCAUACAGACAUGCCGUGGCACAGCAUCUCGUCCAGUAUCAAUGCCGGAACCUUCAAGUACGAGCCUGGCGAAGUCACUGAAGGAGUCUUUGCCGGCAUGACUGGUCUUAAAUGGGACAGCGCUUCAUCCGAUGUCAAGGACAAGUCUAUCGUAUGCCCCUCGUGCCAGAGUCAGCUCUCAGUGCCAUGGACGGCGAUGUCUGAACCAACUAGAGCAGUCACCGAGUCGACCCUCCCCGACAUCAUCGACGGAAUGCUCUCUACAGGCACAGGGUAUUGUGACAAGGAUCUCUUAGCAUCCUGCCCAAGCUGCAAGACGACCGUCACGCACGAACGUCUGCGUGCUGGCAAGUUCUGCUCAGACAUCAAGAAGUUGUUGAACAAUGACACACCUAUGGGUGGUACGAUGCUCGGAACAAGUGGACUCCCGGGUAAAGCAGCCGGACAGCGCGACAUCCUCUUCAAAUACGUUACGCUACCGCCAAACAAUAUCUUGAGAGAUGGUCUAGGUGGGAAGCUGCUCGCCUCCACCAAGGCGGAAGGUGACGGCUUCAGCGAGAGCAUGCAGGGCAUUCGAGAUGUCAUUGAGGCUGCUACACAAGACAAAGCUUACAUGCGGAAGGUGCGCGGGAGUGCAAGCCAUCGCUUGACGCGCGCAGAGAAGAUUGGCAUCCGACGCAUGAUGAGCAGGUAUUGGGACAAUAGCUCACCAUUCGCUCUCGACUUGGUCGGAGCUGUUGUACGACAAGGCUCCUUCAUCGAGAAGAUGCAUAACAUCGACUGGCUACACUCACCCGCACUUCCCAGCACCAUGAAACGACUACUGACCAAGUACGAACGCUUCGUGCAAAUCAUGGCAGACCAGCACAACAUGGCGGUACCAACUCUCGACGUCGACCUAGCAUGGCAUAGCCACCAACUCAGCCCGUCUGGGUAUAUGGAGUACACAAUCAAAGCCACAAAGCAAUUCAUCGACCAUGAUGACAAGGUCGCCGAGACGAAGCUCAACGAUGCCUUCGCCUGGACAAGCAAGACCUAUCAGCGCCUCUUCAACGAGCCGUACAGUGAGUGUACAUGUUGGUAUUGCGAAGCUGUCCGCGAGAGCCACACAAGCACCGCCAGCCGUCUCUUCCAUGGAUCACAAUCGCGAGUCACGGACAGCAUGGUCCACAAAGUUGAGACCGAUUCCGCGAAGAGCGUACACAUCUCCAGCCACAACGCCGUCCGCCCAUCGGAUGACACGAACAAGUACCAAAUAACAGCUUCCAGACAAGCUGACGAGCUCGACAAAGCAUAUCGUAAGGCUUGCAUACGCGCCAGCAAGAACGGCAAGCCAGCACCAAAACGCGAGAACUACUCCUAUUCCGAUGCUUGGGGGUACCCGGUCUACAUGCCUGCUUAUGCUCCUUAUAUUGGAUAUGCUGGGUACUGCCCGGCUUACUAUCCCAUGAAUCCAGGCUGCAUGGCUGUUGGAGCAGAUGCGGUGGCGGCGGCGCUGGCGGAGGCGGAUGUGGAGGUGGCGGAGGAGGAGGAUGCGGCGGUGGAGGCGGAGGCGGAGGAUGUGGGGGAGGUGGUGGGUGCUAAGAAGGUGACUGAGCGUGUAGGCACGCAGAUUGAGAGAGAGCUUGAUGACGAUCGAAGCAAAGAAACGGGAUACCUGGCAGCCGUUCGCCAAACCACUAUCAUGAAUACUUUACGAUAG